UCUCUCGCACUGGUUGGAGACGCCAGUGACUCCCCCCCCCUCCCCACCAGCCGUGUGAAUAUCCACUCUGGAUGGACCCAACCGCCACCUGCCAGUCUAUUGGACUUGGAUUCUGCAGGUUCCUUAGAAUCGACAACAUCCCCCGAUUUAAUGGAGCAUUAACUUUUGAGAAGAAGUAGUUUCACAAUGUAUUUGGAAAACGCCGAGAAAGCUAAACUGUCUGGAGAAAGGGAGUCCUCGUCUGAAGCCAUGCUCACAGAACAACGUGAGGUUGCCAUAUUAACAAAAACUGCAGAUCCUUUGCAGGACAGUAUUGAACUUGGCAUAAAGGUCCUCGUGGAAUACAAAGAGCAAAUUGUCACCAGGGACAUGGACUCUUCUCUUCAAUGCCUGGAACACUGCACGAUGAGUAACUGUGAGGCUGAAUGCGGUUCAUAUGGUAACGGACAUGCCGAUAGCUUCGUGCAAUAUCCAACAAGCAACGGCUUUUUGGAAUCCAACCAAAGCCUUGAUAAUUGCGAGACAUCCAGGUUAAGCCAGUCGUGUAAUGAAUGUGUUCAACACUUUGACUGUUUGAAGUCCUCUGAGCAGAGUGCUAAUCAUAGCAUCAAAUGUUGUCCUUCCUGUGAACACAGUGCAGAACACCUCAGACUAUUUCAACAAUGCGAGCCCUCCGCUCAACAGUUUGAGUCUUUUGACUUUGAGCCAGACACACUGGUGGUUGAAUGUGACAGUUUGGGGCUGCACGAGAUGUCUGAUGAUUUCAUAUCGGGAAACGGCGACAACCUUGAAUCGCUCAAACGAUACGAGUCUGAGGAUGAGCGGAGCGAGUGCUCUGACUCUGAGGAGGACACAUCGACAGAAGACUCACAACCUCAUAACUCAUUGGACUGCGGCGAGUGUGAGGAAAUUCAGAACCAGUCUGAGUGCACAAACAGUGACGAAGAUGACUAUGAUGAUGACGAGAUUGAAGAGGAUGAAGAAGAGAGGUCUUUGUGCGAGCGAAAUGGAACUGAGGCGACACUAUCGGGAGAUUCUGAUGACUGUGAACUUGUCGACUUUGCCAGCGAAUGCUGUGAGAAAUUCCAGGAAGCUCAAGAACUCUCUCAGCAAACUCCUACAUUAGACAUGUCAACAGAUCACUGUGAGAUGUGCGGAUAUGACGACUUUGAGACAAGUGAAGAGUAUGAAUCUAGUCAGCAAUGUGCCGCUUCUGACAGAGCCUCUGACGGCUCGGGGUCCUGCGCUGAAGAAGACCGACUCUCGGAUUGCUCCUCCGUCGAAACCAAAUCUUUCAAGACUUGCCGUAAUGGCAGUAUUCCUUCAGAUCCAUUCGCUGACUUGUUUGGGGAAUCCGAGAAGGAAGAUUCAGGCGACGAGCAGACGCAGUGGGAAUCAUGUGAAGACGAGGACGAAGUAGAACAAAGCCGUGCUGAUCAAAGCAAUGAGGAUACAAAGAAAAUGCCCUCCAAUUAUAAUGGUUACUUUGAUUUAUUUGACAGCGGCGACUAUCAUGGACACGCAUUUGCACCGAAGCAACGCUACAUCUCCUGCUUUGAUGGCGGCGAUAUACACGAGUGCCUGUAUCUCGAAGAGGCAGCAAAACACGAUGCUGCCAAGAAUGCUGAUACAUUUGAGGAUUCAAAUGAGGAAAUGAAUGCACAGGAAACUGCUGUAUCUUCUGAAGAAGCACACGGAGACGCAGCAGAUCCAAGUUCCACAGUUGACUGUGAGUCAGAGACAGAUCCCGACGACUGGAUCGUAGAGACUGAGUCGAGUUUAGCAGCAGAAGAAGAAGAAGAAGAAGAAGAAGAAGAAGAAGAAGAUGAAGAAGAAGAAGAAGAAGAUGAUGAUGAAGAAAAAGAAGGUAAAGCACUUUACACAGAAAAUGAAGAAGAGGAAGAAGCUGAGGAGUGUUUGUCACCUGGUAGUCAGGAGACAAUGUGUGCACCAUGUGCUGAGGACAUCUCCGUCGAAGGUGACGCUUAUGAAGAGGAGUUCUGUGACGUCCCGAGUCAUGAAUCAGUCACUGUUUGCAAAAAGGACAAUGAGCCCGAAGAUAAACCAUUUAUUGAAUGUUCAGAAAAGGAGCCGUAUUGGUCGCUGAUUGACAAUGAAGGCGAUGAAGCGUUGGGUGACCUCGAUGUUGAGGAUUACUAUGCAUAUCAGAUCGAAAGUGUUCAGUCUUCUUUUAAACAAGCCUCAAAUGGACUUAAUUAUCAGAUACUGUGUGGGAAAGCUGAUGGGAUCGCUCCAAGGAAUGAAGGAGCAGAUGAUCCUCCAUCCGAGAGUGAGACUGAGUUACAGGCCCCUGGAGUUUGCCCAGCAGUCACUAAUGGAAUUACUGAAGUUUCUGAAGUGAGCGAGAGUGUAGCAGAAGAAACGGCCAACGAAGCAACUCCAGAAUCAGACAAUGACUCCGGGUCAAACGACAGUUCAACAGACAUGAGAUACCCUCUAGAUAUCAUUCACAGCGUUGUGUCCACACGCGACAAAAUCGAGGACGAAAACGGCUACGAACAGAGCAGCGACUCAGAAGAGGAGCCGAGCGAUGACGAGUCCUCUGAGCUUUGUGACUGCGAGUACUGCAUUCCACCAAUAGAGCAGGUUCCAACGAAACCACUGCUGCCGACGAUGAUAUCCAAUGACACGGGGAAGAUCUGUGUCGUCAUUGAUCUGGAUGAAACACUUGUCCACAGUUCAUUUAAGCCAUUGAACAAUGCUGAUUAUAUCAUUCCAGUGGAAAUUGAUGGAACGGAUUAUCAGGUGCACGUGUUAAAGAGACCCCACGUCGACGAAUUCCUCCAGAGGAUGGGAGAACUGUUUGAGUGUGUUUUGUUCACCGCGAGCUUAGCCAAGUAUGCAGAUCCUGUGUCUGACCUGUUGGACAAAUGCGGCGCCUUCCAGAGCCGUCUCUUCCGGGAGUCAUGUGUCUUUCACAAAGGGAAUUAUGUGAAAGACCUGAGUCGUUUAGGAAGAGACCUCAACAAGGUCAUCAUCAUUGACAACUCCCCAGCCUCCUACAUCUUCCAUCCCGAAAAUGCUGUUCCCGUAGCAUCCUGGUUCAAUGACAUGUCAGACACUGAGCUUCUGGAUCUCAUCCCCUUCUUUGAGAGACUAAGUAAAAGCGAUGACGUCUACGACACUCUCAAGCAGCAGACGACUUCAAGUUAGCAGAACCACGGGCACAAGAGCAUGAACAAUCACCACCACUGGCUGUCGUCACGGACCAUUGCAAGGACCAUACUGCAGAGAAAUGCCAUGUCGUUUAAUCUCCUAUAUGUAAGUUUCAUUGAAAAUUGAGGAUUACACGACAUCUUUUGCAGUGCAGCUAUGCCGUUGUGUUGUUGUUGUUGUUGUUGUUGUCAUGAUGUGACAGCAGUCGCUUACAGUAUGAUCAGCCUCCACGUUAAAACCAUUGAAUAAUUUCAAUGUGGUAGUUAGGAGUUGUAUAAACUGUACACAGUGUGAAUAUUAUUGCUGUUCAGUGUGACGUUCGGAGUCAUUUUAAUGUCUCUACUAUCCUGUAACCUGUCGCCAACAAUAGUAGCCUUUAAUCUCUACAGUUUAAAACUUUGAUAGGGUUUUUUUCUUAUAUGUGAACGUGUAAGAACAUUUUUAAAUGUUGUUUUAUGCCAAAAAAAAAGCAAACAAACACCACAAUCUUUAACAUAAUGUUUGACUUUUUAAAGUCAGACUUCAGGGGAUGGUUUAUGCACAGACAUACAGCUGCAAAAAUAUUUUUCUACAUACAUUAUAAAAGUAUUUUAGUCAAUCAUUUUGAUUUGGUUUCAAUUCUAUUUUAUUGUUAUUGUUUUCGAGUUUAUAGCUGAAAUAGCCACUGCUGUGUGUGGCCCUUUGAUAAUGCAGUACAGACUGUGACCUGCGGAGGCGUCUUAGAGAAGUUUGAUGUCUGAUUUGAAAGCACACUGUCUGUAAAUUUGAAUUUAAGCUCAAGUGUCCUGCUUUAUGGAUCUGUAUAUUGAGCUUCAUAGGGGUAACCUAUGUGGGUGUGUGUGUAUAUUAAUACUGUAACUUAAGUAAAAAAAAAAUGGUAAUGUGCAUUUUUAAAUUGCUGCUUAUCACUGAAACACAUAUUUCUACGUUGCAUCAAUAAAGCAUGUUUUAUUGAAACAG
Molecule: messenger RNA, 4137 nt
Organism: Solea senegalensis (Senegalese sole)
Lineage: Eukaryota; Metazoa; Chordata; Actinopteri; Pleuronectiformes; Soleidae
Product: probable serine/threonine-protein kinase kinX
Exons: 6
Coding region: 187-3174 (995 amino acids)
Molecular function (GO): RNA polymerase II CTD heptapeptide repeat phosphatase activity
Source: RefSeq, a predicted model, not a curated record